GUGAACCUGGUGUUCCUGGUCCUGGGCCUGCAACGUGCAUCCCUGGCGGCAAAGACGAAGAAGGGACGAAGCAACGAUCAGACCAUCACCUGGGUCAAAGGUUCCGCCUCCCUCGCCACUCUCCUCGGGGUCACCUGGAUUUUCGGAUUCCUUUACGUGGAGAAGGUCACCUACAUCAUCUUCGGAGUGCUCUUCGUCUUCUUCAAUUCUUUCCAGGGGGCCUUCCUAUUCCUCUUCCACGUCGCCCUGAACGAGCGGGUCCGGCGGGAGUCGCUCCGAUCUCUGACGCUCUCUUGCCCGGGAUUGAAGAAGAUACCGUGGUUGGGACCCAAGUUGGCGGAGACGGUCGUAUUCCCGCGUUCCAAGACGUUUACCACCACCCUGGAGCGAGACCGACGUGCCUCUACAGUGGAUCGCGACUUCGCCACUUCUACCAAACGAGUGUCCGUGGACAGCAGCACCUUCUGAUCGUCAACCUAACCGAUUGCAGUCGCGGAGG
Messenger RNA from Darwinula stevensoni, 499 nucleotides. The record is from the annotation of a GenBank genome assembly. Lineage: Eukaryota; Metazoa; Arthropoda; Ostracoda; Podocopida; Darwinulidae.